Rubroshorea leprosula is the source of this 1350-nucleotide messenger RNA. Lineage: Eukaryota; Viridiplantae; Streptophyta; Magnoliopsida; Malvales; Dipterocarpaceae. The record is from the annotation of a GenBank genome assembly.
AGCCCUAACACUCGCUUCUUUCUCACUCACAUUUUAUUACAUUUUAGCGGAAAGCUUCAUUCAGCCAUCAGCUUCAAGAAAGAGUUAAUGUGCUGUAAUCUCUUCAACAAACUACCUGCAUAUUCGAGGGUUUUGAUCAGUGAGAAAUCAAUAAAAUGGAAUCAAAGCCAAAAUCCCCCAAGGAAUGCAACCAAGUGCAGUGUGUUGGCUAUUGAAGAUUCACUGUCAUUUCCAGUGGAUAAGAAGUUUCAAUUUGAUGAUGUAAUUGAUGCUCAACAGUUUGAUAGAGAUGUUUUGAGUGCUAUAUUUGAAGUUGCUUGGGAGAUGGAGAAGAUUGAGAAGAAAUCACCCGGAAGUCAACUUCUUAAAGGUUAUCUAAUGGCCACCCUCUUUUAUGAGCCUUCAACUAGAACUAGACUUUCAUUUGAGUCUGCCAUGAAACGUCUUGGUGGUGAAGUUCUAACGACUGAAAAUGCUCGUGAGUUCUCUUCAGCAGCCAAAGGAGAGACACUAGAAGAUAUUAUAAGAAUUGUAGAGGGGUACUCUGAUAUAAUUGUGAUGCGACACUUUGAAAGUGGUGCUGCCAAAAGGGCAGCAGCUACAGCUGGCAUUCCUAUUGUUAAUGCAGGUGAUGGUCCUGGACAACAUCCCACCCAGGCCCUUUUGGAUGUCUAUACCAUACAAAGAGAAAUAGGGAAAUUGGAUGGCAUCAGAGUUGGGCUUGUAGGAGAUCUUGCCAAUGGUAGAACUGUCCGUUCACUUGCCAACUUGCUUGCAAAGUACCAAAAUGUGAAAAUCUACUUUGUCUCUCCUGAUGUGGUGAAAAUGAAGGAUGACAUAAAAGGUUAUUUGACAUCACAAGGAGUGGAGUGGGAAGAAAGUGCUGACUUAAUGGAAGUGGUCUCUAAGUGUGAUGUGGUGUAUCAAACUCGCAUCCAGAAAGAACGGUUUGGGGAGAGAAUUGAUCUUUAUGAAGAAGCUCAAGGUAAGUACAUAAUAAAUCGUGAAGUGUUGAAGGUGAUGCAGAAGCAUGCUGUGGUCAUGCAUCCUCUUCCAAGGCUUGACGAGAUUACUGCAGAUGUUGAUACAGAUCCAAGGGCUGCCUAUUUUAGACAAGCAAAGAAUGGUCUUUAUAUCCGGAUGGCUCUUUUGAAACUCUUGCUUGUGGGGUGGUGAGAUUCGCGGUUUUCUUCCAUUUAAGAUUUUAGCAUGUAAUCCAGGUACAAGUUCUCUUGAGAUAGACCGUAAGUCCACCUAUAAUUUCUUCUGAUCAGAAGAGUGGAAUUUUUUAUGACCAAUUUAUAUCCAAAAUCAAUGAUCUAUUGGUUCAAAUAGAAAGUUUGAAUCUUG